AGUGCUCUGGCGGCUCGAGCCAGACUCAGUUGCUGUGCGCCGCGCGUGAGGUCCAGAUGAGUGCGCGUUAGUUGUUCGCUGGCCUUUCUGCCGCUUGAUUCGAACAGAUCGGGAGGUCUCGUCUCGACGGCUCAGGUUGGGGUUUGGGUUGUUACCGUUCGUCGUCGUCAGUGGUGUUGUCUCACUGGACCGCUCUGUGACCGACUGCCAGUCCCGCGCACCGGGUGCCAACCGUGCCAUCAUGAGUGACCAGCAGGGUCAUCCGACCAUGCAAAGUAUAGCAGACUACCUGGCGCAACUGCUCAAGGACAGAAAACAGCUCGCCGCCUUCCCGAACGUCUUCAUUCACGUGGAGCGGCUCAUAGAUGAAGAAAUUGCCAGGGUUCGGGCGAAUUUAUUCCAAAUAAACGGAAUGAAGAAAGAGCCGCUCGUCCUGCCCGAAGCGCAGGGUCCUCCGACAACGUUAACAGAGAAAGUCUACGUCCCUGUAAAAGACCACCCAGACUUCAACUUCGUCGGAAGGAUUCUCGGGCCCAGGGGAAUGACGGCGAAACAGUUAGAACAAGAAACCGGUUGCAAAAUUAUGGUCCGCGGGAAAGGAUCGAUGAGAGACAAGAAAAAGGAAGAGCAAAACCGAGGUAAACCUAACUGGGAGCAUUUGAAUGAUGAACUCCAUGUUCUUCUCACAGUAGAAGACACAGAAAAUCGCGCUCGUGUCAAAAUGGACCGAGCUGUCGAGGAGGUCAAAAAACUGCUCAUACCGGCCGACGGCGAGGAUGAGCUGAAAAAGAGGCAGCUGAUGGAGCUGGCCAUUAUCAAUGGAACUUAUCGCGAUUCAAGCGCAAAAGCUGUAGUGCAAGCAGGUGAGCCCGCGUCCGCUCAUGUGGCAACCGUCUGUGACGAGGAGUGGCGGCGAGUCGCCCUGGCGGCGUCAGAAACACAGCGAAUGCUGUCGCCUGGCAUGCAAACCUUGACAGGUCCGAUGAGAAAUCACGCCACGCCCCUGGGGGCCCCGCUCAUCUUAUCGCCGAGGAUGCAGGUGCCGACUUCGGCAGCAUCCCUCCUGAACGGCUCUGGACCGGCCCCCGGCCUCAUCCCCGGCCACGAGCACCACGGGCUCAUUUACGCCUCGCCGUACGACUUCAGCAACUACCUGGCGGCAGCCGCCUCCGCCUCGCCCCUCAUGACGGACUACAGCGAACAUACGGGAGCUCUAGCGGGCGUAAAGCAGCGCAGACACUUGGGACAGAUGAGAGAACAUCCCUACCAAAGGGCGGGGCCUCCUCUUGUGAAUUAGACCCAAGUGUGCCAAGAACAAAACCUGGCCUGUAGGCUUCGAGUGCUAACACAGGAAUGGUGUCGAGCGAUCGCAAGCAACCGUCCAUCCAAACAUCCUCCCAGUGUAAAGUAACAAGCAACUGCACGCAUCAAGAUGGUUGGUUGGUUGGUCCACACUUAAUACUAACCAGCGUCACUUCUUGGGGACUUGCACCACCUGCAUGGGUAGGUGACUUGUGUUCUCUGCUACCUUCUUAACAUCACUUCUACUAAAAAGGAGUACCAUAAGUGGCACUAUAAUUGCGAGUGAGUGUGAGUUUAUUGAUGAGCAAUAGGGAGCAACUCAAGCCAAGCAUAACAAUGUGCCAAUGAUAUAUGCUUAAUUAAGUACAAAAGUCUUAACGAAAAUUAAUUUAUUACAUCAGAAGACAGGUGUGGACUCCUCUACAAGCAUCAGUAUUGUAGUCUCAUGUCCUUACUAGUCUUCAAAGCAAUAUUUAUGUUUUAAGAUGAAGAGAUAUAUUAUGUCUAUUGUAAGACGCAUUUACAUUGAUAAACCUUCAGUAAGUUUACUGACAGCGCCUGAACCCAUCUCCUUUCUUUGCCUUUCACUUCACUCUCUUCCAAAGUGUUACAGAGAAAAAAUUUCUCUGGUAAAUUGUUGUUAUUAUUAACAUAAAUGAUAUUCAAACUCUUAGUCAGAGAUUUUCAUGUGAUAGAGCUGAAUGUGGUUUCUCUUUAUUUAAUCUCAUGAGGUGUACUUCACUUUAAGAAGUAUGAUAUUUGUGUGACUUUGUUUUUUAUUACUUUUGAAUCUCAUGUUAUGCAAAAUUAGCUUCCAAAUCUUUCUUUACUGAAUGCUUUACCUUGCAUAAAGUACUUAUUCUAUGCAGCCAUUAGUAAUUUAAAUCCUGUACUUCAUCAUACUCUUUCUAUUGGGUUCCUGGCUAUUAAAAGAGAGAAAAAUCUCAAUUUCUUGUUAUUUUUAGAGUAGUGCUAGUGCUCAAGGUCAGCAGUGUAUUAUUUAAUAAUCAAAUUAAACACUAGAUUUAAUACCUGUACAUAGUUUUAUGUCUAUAAAAUAUGUAGGAGAAGAGUCUAUAAUUAUCACAAUUAUCAGUAGAUUGAUAUACACACAUUGUUCUUAUUUUGUAUGUUUCGUGUAUUCUAAAAUAUUUUCUUUUUGUUGGGUGUUGAAGUUUUUGAGUCCAUGUUGCAUAUAUAAGAUUAUUUAUUACAUACUUCAGAAGACUGGUUCAUGAACCUAGAGAUAAGUGAACCCAAUUUUGAGAGGUAUCAAGAGUAGCUGCUAGCAGAACGAAAACUAUUCAUGUUGCCAUUUUUGUACUGGAAAGUUUUGUUUGUAUGUAUUUUUCAUUAAAUUUUACCCGUAUGUUGGGUAGAGGCAGCUCUAAUAUUAAAUAAGAAACUUAUAUAUUGUUCUUGUGGGCUAUUUCUGACAUUUUGUAUAAAAUGACAGCCUCUCUAAUUUUUAUUUCUUUUUGAAAUAAUCUGCAUAGUAAGAAAUAUUGCAUAAUAACUUUUUCCUUAUGUUAUUGGAAAUAAGUAGUCAAAUGGUGCUAAAGUCUUAUUCUUAGUUUUUAAUAGAGUACCUUUACAACACUUGUUUUGUCUCGAAAAUUUUCCCAAUGGACUGAUUCUUGAACUCAGUAGCACCAUAUGUGUCUGGUUUCCCAGUGAGCACAAUCAUGAAAUUUCCGAGAUCACAAAACCAUUAGUGUUUGUUCAGUCCCACCUUCUUCCAGCACCUGUAUUGUGACAUAGCAGCAUUCGACGAUGUCCUGGGACAACCGGUUAAAGGGAACAUUAAAAAUAAGGAAUACUGAAUAUAUUCUCUGUAAUAAAUGUCAGUUUCACAAAAUUUAUAAACAAAACCAAAGAUGGUAAAAGUAAUCCUGAUAUCAACGGGAAAAUUUUUAUGUAUUUGAGAAAGCAUCACAUAACAUUUAUAUUUAUUUUUCAAAAUUCUCUAUAAUGUGAUAUGUUGUUAUGUUUUUACAGUUAACAUGGGGGAGUGUUUCUUUGUCUUCACUUAACUUGAAGUCCUCUCCUUGCAGUACUAUUGUUUCAAAAUAGAAGGAAAAAACGAUAGUAGAAUUGAGUAUUUUUGUAGUCCAAACUUAAAUGACAUCCUACUGCGCCUGAGGAAACAAAGAGGAGGAGAACAGAUGGUUGUUAAAGAAUUCAACCAAUAUCUGCUAUGGCAUUGUUACUUAAACUGUAACGGUCCUUGAUAGAGUAGGGAAAGUCUAAUCUUGUACAUGUGUUUGUGACAAGUUUAAAUACAUCAUGGGAAAUCACAAAGUGCCUUGAUAGUGAAGCAAGCUUUGUAAAUUGUUUUGUAUUUAAGAAACACUGAAAAAACAAAAAACCCUGUAUCACAAUUUUAGACCAAUUUUUAGAAUCACUCAUUUGACGAAAAUUGUUAAAUUUUAUGGGUAUUAUAACCCUGUUGGACUAUUUUUUUCUUUUCUUUCUUAUUUUUGAUUUGUUACAAGAAAGUGUUUCCUGCGGUUGUUAGAUUUAUAUUGUUGAAGAUUUAUUACCGUAAGUAUCUGUUCAAAAACCUCUGAGAUUAUAGUUUGUUGUUUCUUUUGCUUUCAUGAAAAGCAAUGAUUAAAUGUUUUGACUGUGAUUGUUCCACUUAUUGUGAGCAAUUGUUUGUUUGCCUUAGGAUAAGUUAUACAAAAGGAGGUGGCAAAAGCAUUGCCCUAGCUACAUAUAUUUCCCCCGUCAAUGUUGAUAUUGUCCCUACCCUUCCUCUGCCCCCCCUCCCUUUUUUUUUUCUUUUUUGUAUGUGUUACAGUGAAAUACAACAGUUAAAUUA
Molecule: messenger RNA, 4126 nt
Organism: Frankliniella occidentalis (western flower thrips)
Lineage: Eukaryota; Metazoa; Arthropoda; Insecta; Thysanoptera; Thripidae
Gene: how
Product: protein held out wings
Exons: 8
Coding region: 242-1297 (351 amino acids)
Biological process (GO): regulation of mRNA splicing, via spliceosome
Cellular component (GO): nucleus
Molecular function (GO): mRNA binding
Source: RefSeq, a predicted model, not a curated record